AUGCUACUCAUUUCAGGAAGGGCAUUCCAUCCCGAGAACGAUAUGGAAACCAUCAGAACAGAAUCAAAGAGUCGUGAUGCAACUGAGAACGGGAUUGAAACCUUGCGUCAUGUAGCUGACUCGAUACCGAUUACUGGUUGGAUUGCCAUCGCAAUUAGCGGAGCAGAGAGGCUUUUGUUCUAUGCAGUUACGAUUCCGUGGCAGAACUACAUACAGAACGGCCGCGACAGUGUCGCCGUCCCAGGCGAGCUGGGACUCGGUCAAGCUAUCGCUACCAACCUCUCCAGCGCAUUUUAUUUCUUCACCUACGUGGCGCCCACACCCUUUGCUAUCCUCUCCGAUGUUUGGCUGGGACGCUAUGUGACUUUAUGUAUCAGUGUUUUUCUUAGUUUCUGCGGCUGUCUAGUACUCUUCAUUACAUCCCUCCCAGCUGUGGAUAGUGAAACACUCAAGAUCGUGGGCUUAGCGAUGGCCAUGUUUCUCCUCGGACUCGGCACUGGUGGAGUCAAAGCCACGGUCGCCCCAUUCAUAGGAGACCAGUACCCUGUGAAAUCGCCACAAAUCAGUGUCAAUAAGAGUGGCAAACCAGUGGUUGUGGACAGAGCGUUGACCUUGCAGUACAUCUACAACAUUUUCUUCUGGUUCACCAACCUGGGGAGCAUGGCUAUGAUUGCUUCUACAUACCUGGAGAGGCAAGUAGGCUUCUGGGCUGCUUACCUCCUACCUCUGUGUUCAACAGCGCUGCUGCUCCCAUCCUUGCUUCUCUUCCGCAAGACUUUUGGUAGGUCAAGGAUGGAAGACCCAUGUUGCACAUUGCGUGUCGAGGAACGCAUCAGCUUUGCAGUUAAGCUCGCCCCACAAGGGAAUGUUCUUCCAAAGGUGGCAAAGGUUAUGCUACACUCGGCCCGACAUCGUUUCAAAUUAGACGCAGCAAGACCCGCCUAUCAAGCCCAAGCACACGGAAGGAUUGUUGACUGGGACGAUGACUUUGUCAGCGAGAUGAGGCGAGGGUUGAAAGCUUGCAAAGUUGUCGUCUGUUUUGUUCCCUUCCAUCUCUGCAUGAAUCAAAUCAUCAACAAUCUCAUAUCCCAGGCCGGACAGAUGCAGUUGGCGGGAAUCCCAAAUGACACAAUCCAAGCCCUUGAGCCCCUUUGCUGCGUCAUUCUGGGACCACUGGCGCAAAAGGUCCUCUAUCCGACACUGCGAAGCGCCGGGAUCCGAUUCGGUCCAAUCUCGCGCAUGACCUGGGCUUUCCUCAUCAUGGGCGGCGCUAUGGCAAUGGCGGCGGGUGUACAGCAGGUCAUCUACACGAGGGCGCCUUGCUAUCAAUACCCUCUCCAUUGUAUGGGCGAGGAGGGAGACACUAUUCCCAACGAGAUCAGCGUCUGGCUGCAGACGCCCAUAUACUUCCUCUUGGCGCUUGCUGCGAUCCUUGGCCUGGCAACGAUGGCCGAGUACACUUACUCCGAAGCACCGACUAAUAUGCGCAGUUUGGUGCAAGCGAUCACUCAGCUCGGCACGGGUGUAGGCUCGGGACUCGGGAUGGCGCUCUCACCCAUUUCAGUUAGCCCCAAGAUCCUAUGGUUGUACACGGGCUUGUCCUUUACUAUGAUCAUCAUCGCUCCAAUUUUCUGGCUUCUAUUUAGGAGCUAUGACAAAAAGGAGAGCGCAUCGACAUCUUCUGAGCAAGGGCACUCCUGA
Molecule: messenger RNA, 1701 nt
Organism: Thyridium curvatum
Lineage: Eukaryota; Fungi; Ascomycota; Sordariomycetes; Thyridiales; Thyridiaceae
Exons: 6
Coding region: 1-1701 (566 amino acids)
Biological process (GO): transmembrane transport
Cellular component (GO): fungal-type vacuole; plasma membrane
Molecular function (GO): tripeptide transmembrane transporter activity; dipeptide transmembrane transporter activity
Source: RefSeq, a predicted model, not a curated record